AUGGGUGGGGAGGCUGUGAGUGUGCGGGUGAUUGCGAGGAUCAGACCCAUCAACAAAAACGAGCAGAAGAAGGGAGAGAAGAGCGUCAUCAUCUUCAAAGGUGAGAACGGAGUUACAACGAACUCCCAUCCAAAGAAGUGUUUCAACUUUGAUGCGGUGUGUCAGCCAGAAGCUACACAAAAAGAGGUUUUCGACGAGGGCAUGAAACCCAUCAUAGAACAUGUGCUCAAAGGCUACAAUGCGACAGUGUUUGCAUAUGGACAGACUGCUUCUGGGAAGACAUUUACCAUGGAGGGCGCACUCAACGACGAGGAGGGAAAAGGAGUGAUUCCGCGAAUUGUGGAUUCUCUCUUCAGCAGUGUGGAUGACGCUAAAGAGAAGACUGAACUGUGCAUUAAGUUGUCCUACUUUGAGAUCUACAAUGAGAAGUUGCAGGAUCUUUUGAAGCCAGAGAAUGACAACCUCCCAGUACACGAGAAAAAAGGAUCUCCUUACGUCAAGGGUCUGCAUGAAGAGUCUUUGGGCUCACCGAAGGAGGUGAUGAAGUGCAUUGAGAAGGGCAAGAAAAACAGACACACGGGCAAAACAAACAUGAACGAACACUCCUCAAGGUCACACAGUGUAGUACAACUCAAGGUUGAACAGUCGACGAUGAAAGGGAAAAGCAACAGUCUCCUCUUCCUGGUGGACUUGGCCGGGUCAGAGAAGGUGGCGAAGACGGGGGCCACUGGAGACCGUCUGCACGAGGCGAAGAACAUUAACAAAUCCCUCUCCUGUCUGGGAAAUGUGAUCAACGCCCUCACGGAGAAGAAGAAGGCACAUGUGCCAUACAGAGACAGCAAACUAACUCGUAUUCUACAGGAGAGUUUGGGAGGCAACGCUAGGACCACCAUGGUCAUCUGCUGUUCUCCCGCCAAAAUGAACGAACAGGAGACACACUCAACACUCAUGUUCGGCCAGCGAGUGAAGACUAUUAAAAAUAAUGUGAAGGCCAACACUGAGAAGUCCAGUGAGUACUGGAUGAAGAUGUACAACAAUGAGUGCAACAAAGGAGCCAAGGUGAAGAAACUGGUGCUCAAGUUGAUCAAAGAAGCCGAAGAACAUCGAAAAGGUGGUAAGCCGAAACCAGACGUGGACCUGAAAGAGCUGAAGAAACUGCUGGACGACUUCGGAAAGGGAGACGCGGAUGCCAAAAUAGAGAAGAUGGGCGACGACGAUGGAGACUCACCUGAUACGCCAGCUGGACAGAAGAAUAAGGACUCGGAGAGACUGGGCAGCAAACUGAGCAAGACCUCGGCCGCCAAAGGCAGCAAAGCAGGCAGCAAGGCCGGCAAAGACGGAAAGAGCAAAGGUGGCAAGGGGUCCAAAAUGAGUGGGAUCGAAGAGGGGGAUGAGGGGGAGGAAGGGGAGGAUGGAGAAGGGGGCAAGAGUGGCGAUGGAAGCAAGGGGGGAGAUGGUGGGGAGUCAGGUGACGAUGGGGAGGGAGGGGAGGACGGGGAAGGGGGCGAGGGUGGGAAGGGAGAAGUGCCGGAAGAUGUGAAGGCAGUUCUGGAACAGGAGGUCAAGCUGAAGACAGAAGAGUAUGAACAGGAAAGAAACAAGAUGGUGAAAGAGAUGGACGCUAAAGACGACAAGAUAGCAAAACUCACCCAAGAAAACAACACCUUGAAAGCACAGAUGGAGGAACACGGGAACAAGUACAAGUCGGCCGCCCAGGACGGAAGAAAAGCCAUGGAACAAGUCACAGAGUUAAACAGAAAUGUGGACCAGUACAAAGAGCGGAACAGAAGACUGGAGCAGGAGUCGAAGCAGCACCAAGGAGAGGUUGAGAAUGCGAAGGCCAUGGUGAAGCAGAAGGAGGAGGAGUCCAGGGGCAAGGACAAGCAAGUGGAGGAGGCCAAAGCGCAAAUAGACUCGAUGAAGCAAGAGAUGGAGAAUGUGCAGCAGAAGAUGCAGACACUCUCCACGAAAUAUGGAGAACAAUUGUGUGUUCUAGCAGAGGACAUCUCUAUGGUCGGCAAGAACUUCGUGGGUGAGUCAAAUGCAGCUCAGUUUGAGUACAGGAAGCCAGACCCUCAAAGACCCAAUGAGGGCUUCGCUGCUUCCAGGGCACUACUGGCCAAGGCCAAACAUUAUGCUGUGGGCGGUGGUCGAAAACAACGAGAGUUAGAAGAAGAAUUGAGACGUCUUCGUAAUGACAAGGAGCAGCGGGAGGCGGCCCAGAUGGAACAGGUGAUGAUGUUGAGUCAGGCUAAACAGCAGAUGGACCAGAUGAAGGAGGCCGCCCAGGACCUCAAGGACGACAACGCCAGACUACAAGCCAACAUCCAGAAGAGAAAUGCACAGAUUGCUGCCAUGGGGAAAUCAGGUGCGGAUGACAUUGAUGACCCCGAUCUGAAGAUGUUGAACGACGAACAUCAGGGCCAAGUGAAUAGGGAAGAUGAGGGCGCAGCUGCAGGAGGAGAAUCGGAAGGCGGAGAGGGCGGGCAAGGAGAGGGAUGA
This is a messenger RNA of Symsagittifera roscoffensis, 2502 nucleotides long. RefSeq names its product kinesin-1 heavy chain-like. The transcript is spliced from 17 exons. Lineage: Eukaryota; Metazoa; Xenacoelomorpha; Acoela; Convolutidae. Gene Ontology annotation, molecular function: ATP binding; microtubule motor activity; microtubule binding. Gene Ontology annotation, cellular component: microtubule. Gene Ontology annotation, biological process: microtubule-based movement; mitotic cell cycle. The coding region runs from base 1 to 2502 and encodes 833 amino acids. The record is from RefSeq and is a predicted model, not a curated record.